This is a messenger RNA of Megalops cyprinoides (Indo-Pacific tarpon), 2992 nucleotides long. It is a transcript of the gene slc30a5, whose product is annotated as solute carrier family 30 member 5. Gene Ontology annotation, biological process: intracellular zinc ion homeostasis; zinc ion transport; transmembrane transport. Gene Ontology annotation, molecular function: zinc ion transmembrane transporter activity. The transcript has 16 exons. Gene Ontology annotation, cellular component: membrane; Golgi apparatus. NCBI's taxonomy places the organism in Eukaryota, Metazoa, Chordata, Actinopteri, Elopiformes, Megalopidae. Bases 314 to 2641 code for a protein of 775 amino acids. The record is from RefSeq and is a predicted model, not a curated record.
GUUUGUAUACGGAAACGAAUGGCUGCUAGCUAGUUAGCGGGCGAUUUUAGUGUCAGUUUGACACUACAGUUAGCUUUAUUUAAUGUUUUUACACCAAGGUGGUCAGCUUUUUGGCUAUUGAUUUUUGUGAGAAAACUACACUAAUGAGUACUUGUUCAUUGCCUUCUACUGAGCUAGUGCUAUUCGUGAGCACACUAGCUAGCUAACAUGAGCUACUAGGUAGCCGGCGAAGUGAAAACGUAGAUAGCCAGCCAGCUAUUAUGGACCAAAAAUACUUAUUUUAAAGUAAAUAAAAGGUUCUUAUUUCUAAAUUAUGGAUGAAAAAUACAGUAGCAAUGUCAUUUCCAGUGGAAAACUUGGACCGGUGGAAGUGCCUAAUGCCAGGCUAACCAGGUACAUUGUAUUACUCUGUGUCACCAAGCUGUUAAAGGCUUUAGGAAUUUUUGAAUCCUAUGAUCUACUUAAAGUGGUCCACAUUGUUCAGUUCAUCUUCAUACUAAAAUUGGGGUGUUCAUUGGUAUUACUAUUCUUCCAAAAACCUUUCUCCUCUGGGAAAGUUGUUACAAAACGCCAGUGGGUCCGAAUCCUCAAACAUGCUGUCAUCAGCUGUAUAAUAUCACUACUGGGAUUCUUCGGCCUCACGCUCUGUGGACCUUUACGGACACUGCUGCUGUUUGAACACAGCGACGUGGUGGUCAUCUCUCUUCUUAGUGUUCUCUUCACGAGCUCUGGCGGAGGACCCUCCAAGACCAGAGGAGCUGCUUUUUUCAUCAUUGCUGUGAUCUGCCUCCUGCUCUUUGAUAAUGAUGACCUCAUGGCAAAAAUGGCAGAGCACCCUGAAGGACACCACGACAGUGCCCUCACUCAUGCCCUCUACACUGCCAUCGCGUUUCUGGGUGUGGCAGACCACAAGGGUGGGGUGGUCUUGCUGGUGUUGUCCCUGUGCUUGAAGGUGGGCUUCAACACAGUGUCGAAGAAACUUUCUGUGGAGAUUGGGGGAGCGAAACGCCUCUACGCCCUGUCUAACCUGGUCUCUGCUGUAGUACUGCUACCUUGGGUCAUUGUCCUGUCUGCAACCACAGAGAGCAAGGUGGAGUCCUGGUCGUCACUGAUCAUGCCGUUUGGGAUGAUCGUUUUCUCGGUGAUGAUCCUCGACUUCUACGUGGAGUCCAUCUGCGUCACCAAGAUGGAGGCGCCCCGGUGCGCCCGCUACGGCUCGCUCUUCCUGUUUCUCGGCGGGCUGCUGCUGGCCAACUUCUGGACCCACCCGCUGACCGACCAGCUCCGCUCCGUCAGCAAAUCCGGCCAGCAGGACGGCACCGAGCACGUGCUCUCUGGAGGCGUCGUCGUCAGUGCCAUGUUCUUCAUCUUGUCUGACAGUAUUUUGUCAUCCCCGUCCAAGAAGGGGCAGAAGGGAACGCUGGUUGGGUACUCCCCUGAGGGGACCCCUCUCUACAACUUCAUGGGGGACGCCCUCCAGCACACGUCCCAGUCACUGCCCCGCUUCAUCAAAGACUCCCUCAAGCAAAUCCUAGAGGAGCACGACUCUCGCCACAUCUUCUACUUCCUCUGUCUCAACCUGGCCUUCACAUUCGUCGAGCUCUUCUAUGGUGUGUGGACCAAUAGCCUGGGCCUGAUCUCCGACGGCUUCCACAUGCUGUUUGACUGCUCGGCCCUGGUCCUGGGGCUCUUCGCCGCGCUCAUGACCCGCUGGAAAGCCACACGGAUCUACUCUUACGGCUAUGGCCGCGUGGAAAUUCUCUCUGGGUUUAUCAAUGGCCUCUUCCUCAUGGUCAUCGCUUUCUUUGUCUUCAUGGAAUCGAUCACCCGACUUAUAGAUCCUCCCAACAUUAACACAGAGAUGUUAACGCCCGUCUCAGUUGGGGGGCUCAUCGUCAACCUCGUGGGCAUCUGUGCCUUCAGCCACGCCCACUCGCAUGGUGCGUCCAAGGGGGGAUGCUCAUCGCAUGACCAUGGCCACUCCCACCACGGGCAUGGAGACCACAGCCACGGGGGGCAUGGACACAGUCACGGUGGACACGGACACGCCCACAGCCAUGGGCACGGACACUCCCAUGGCUCAGGGGGUGGAGGGAUGAACGCCAACAUGAGAGGUGUCUUCCUGCACGUCCUGGCCGACACCCUGGGCAGCGUGGGGGUUAUCAUAUCCACAAUCCUCAUUCGACAGUUCGGCUGGCUCAUCGCGGAUCCCAUCUGUUCCCUGUUCAUUGCCGUGCUGAUAUUCCUCAGCGUCAUUCCUCUUUUGAAGGACGCAUGUGAGGUUCUCCUGCUGAGGAUCCCCCCUGAGCAUGAAAAGGACCUCAAUAACGCGCUAGAAAAGAUACAGAAAAUCGAAGGUGUGCUGUCCUACCGUGACCCUCAUUUCUGGAGACACUCUGCUAGUGUCAUAGCUGGAACCAUCCACCUACAGCUGAUGUCAGAUGUUGUGGAGCAGAGAAUUAUACAGCAGGUGACUGCAGUGCUUAAAGAUGCAGGAGUGAACAACCUCUCGGUGCAGGUGGAGAAGGAAGCCUACUUUCAGCACAUGUCUGGACUCAGUACUGGAUUCCAUGAGGUUCUAGCCAUGACGAAGCAAAUGGAGUCCAUGAAAUAUCUGAAAGAUGGGACAUAUGUCAUGUGAGAGGCAUUCAGUGGGAACAAAUAAACAGCAAUGCUGAAACAAGAAUAAAACUGUGUGUUGGGAUUAUUUCCCUCUGCUUAUUUUUUGGAUAUUGAUGUAUAGAUAUCCUUAUAUAUUUUGUAACUUUAGUAACAUGUAAGGGAAUUGCUUUUGCUUUAAAAGAAGCAAUGGAGGUUACUUAAGUGAAAAGCUAAAAUUGAUAUGGAAGAUUUUCAGUUAAGUGUCAAUGACCUGUAAAUCUGAUGACGCAUUAAAUGUUAUAAAAUAAGAAAUGUGCUUUUUUCAUAUGAAUAUGUUCAGUAUUGCCCUAUUUAUUUUGAGUUUUUCAUAAUUUGCCUCUAAUUCCAUAUC